This is a messenger RNA of Brassica oleracea var. oleracea, 1734 nucleotides long. RefSeq lists its product as uncharacterized. The transcript is spliced from 5 exons. Gene Ontology annotation, molecular function: zinc ion binding. NCBI's taxonomy places the organism in Eukaryota, Viridiplantae, Streptophyta, Magnoliopsida, Brassicales, Brassicaceae. Bases 1 to 1734 code for a protein of 577 amino acids. The record is from RefSeq and is a predicted model, not a curated record.
AUGUAUAGGCGCAUCGAUAUUAGGAGAGGCGCUGGUGGCUUGUAUGGAAGACAAGUAUUCAUCAGUGGUAUUGCGUUCAAGGAAGGUGUGGUAGACUAUGCUCUGAAAACUGGCCGAAACAUCAAACAAAACCGGUAUGAUAAGACGAAGCUGGAGUUUGUCUGUUCGGGGAAGGGCUGUAGUUGGCGCAUAUACUGCUCAUCUUCGGGAAAGUCUCCUAACAAGUGGCAAGUGAAGAUAUUGAAGGAAGCUCAUUGUUGUGUUCCCAUUGGUACAUGUGAGCUGCUGAAAUUUCCGGUAAUUGCACGGCUGUUUGUUGACAAGAUUCGAGAAGAACCCGAGUACUUCAUGCCAAUGAAGAAUGAUGAGUUAGUUAUGGAUAAAUGGAAGCUUAUUGUGACAAGGCCUCAAUGUCAACAUGCUAGGAAAAAAGCAUUAAGGUGGAUUGAACGAGAGUAUGAUGAGCAGUUUAGUCGCCUUCGUGAUUAUUGCUCAGAGAUAAAGGUGUCAAAUGAGAACUCAUUCUAUGUCUGUUUCGACGUACUUAGGAAAACCUGGAAAAACAAUUGGAGGCCUCUCAUAGGAGUAGAUGGAUGUUUCUUGAAGUCAAAGUUGAAAUGUCAGUUGCUGGUGGCCUUAGGUCGUGAUGCUGAUAAUGCAAUUUACCCAAUCGCAUGGGCUGUGGUACAAGUCGAAAGCAAGGAGAAUUGGCGGUGGUUUAUGAAGAAGGUCAGAGUUGAUCUUGAACUAAACGAUGGAGAUGGUUUUAUACUUGGAUUGAUUGCUGCCGCUAAGAUGGAAUUGCCUCGUACUGAGCACAUGAUGUGUGUAAGACACAUCUAUGGUAACUUGAAGAGUCGACAUGGGAAGAAACCAGAACUGAAACGACUGAUUUGGAACCUUGGUUGGAGCUAUAAUGAAGCUGAUUACAAGGUAAAUCUAUUGAAGAUAUUGGCCUAUGACGAAGAGAUAUAUGAUGAUGUGAUGAAGUCAAAACCGGAGACUUGGUGUAGAGCAUUCUACAAGCUUGGACCAUGUUGUAAAGCCCGAGACAAACCUUUUGUGCCGAUGCUUGAGACAAUUGCUCGUCUGGCCAUGGUUCGUAUAGCGAAACGCGAUGUGACUGCCACCAGUUAUGAAGGCCUUGGCACACCAUAUGUGGUAGACACUCUUGCGGAGUUGCAUGAGAAAGCUUUGGAAUGUACGGUUCGACCGUCAACCAACAUGACAUAUGCUUCUACUCUCAAUGGUUGUUCAUAUAGAGUAAGCUUGACCAAUAGAACAUGUUCAUGCCGGAGAUGGGAGAUCACUGGUAUUCCUUGUGAACACGUCUAUGGUGUUAUGUUGAACAAAGGUUUGGAAGCUCAAGACUAUGUCGAGCACUGGUUUAGGGCAGAAACAUGGAAGAAAAUUUAUGCUGAUGGUAUUGUUCCUUUACGAGGAGCCAAAUUUUGGCCAGUAGGACCGGAACCUCCAAUUCUCGAGCAUGACCCUCCUGAUCAGCCAGGUUGCAAGAAGGUUACUAAAGCUGAUAAAAAGAGGAAGAAAAGCGUUAAUGAGUCCCCGGUGAAAAAGACAGAUAAGAUAUUGAAGCGGAUUAUGCAUUGUUCGAUCUGCGGGGCUGCAAAUCAUAACUCACGGUUCCAUAAUAAGAGACCUAAAAAGGCCUCUUUGGGUGAGGAGUCUUCUCAACCUGAAUCUUCUCAAACAGUUUGCACUCAGCAAGACAUUUGA